AUGAAUCUUACUGAUAUAUUUGGUAUUUAUGUUGGUUUAUUAGGUAUUUCUCUUUGUUUUUUACCAUUAAUAACUAUAAAAGAAUGGUAUAAAAAAAAAUCUUCAGAUGGAUUUCCUUCAAUUGGUUAUAUUACGUCAACAUAUAUUAAUGCUGUUUGGUUAAAAUAUGGAUUAAUGAGUCAAAUUGAUAAUCAAAAUACAUUUUUAGUUAUUAUGUUAAUUUUAAAUGGAAUAUAUACUUUAAUUUAUUUAUUUUAUUCAUCAAAUAAGGUAACAUUUAUUGGAAAAAAUAUUGUAAUGUUAAUUUGUACAUAUCUUGUUUUACAUUAUACCGAUUCAUUGAUAUUCGAAGAAGGAACUGUAUUUAUCGGUAGAAUGGCUUCAUUUUCAAAUUCAUUAAGAUUUGUUCCAGCAAUUGCUGAUGUGUAUAAUGUUUUUAAGAUUAAAACAACUGAAUAUAUACCAUUUCAACAAACAUGUGCAUUUGCUUUUAUACUUUCACAAUUCUUUAUUCAUUCAUUUAUGACAGGCAAUUAUUAUAAAAUGUAUACACAAAUUGUUGGAUUAGCAACUAUUGGAUUAUAUUUUACACUUUAUUAUAUUUAUCCUCCAAAAACAUGGGAAGUACCAAUUUUUAGAAAGAAAUCAACAAAAAAUGAUAAUGAAAUUAAAAUUAAGAAAAAAAAGAAUUGA
Messenger RNA from Strongyloides ratti, 693 nucleotides. RefSeq lists its product as hypothetical. Gene Ontology annotation, biological process: carbohydrate transport. Bases 1 to 693 code for a protein of 230 amino acids. NCBI's taxonomy places the organism in Eukaryota, Metazoa, Nematoda, Chromadorea, Rhabditida, Strongyloididae. Gene Ontology annotation, molecular function: sugar transmembrane transporter activity. Gene Ontology annotation, cellular component: membrane. The record is from RefSeq and is a predicted model, not a curated record. The transcript has a single exon.